Molecule: messenger RNA, 6024 nt
Organism: Empidonax traillii (willow flycatcher)
Lineage: Eukaryota; Metazoa; Chordata; Aves; Passeriformes; Tyrannidae
Product: collagen alpha-1(VII) chain-like
Exons: 68
Coding region: 1-6024 (2007 amino acids)
Molecular function (GO): serine-type endopeptidase inhibitor activity; protein binding
Source: RefSeq, a predicted model, not a curated record
AUGUUGCUGCGUGCCCGGAUCCUGCUGCUGGCCCUGGCUGUGGCACCCUAUGGAGCGCUGGCUGUCCGGGAAGCCGAGGCGAUGCUGGGCCCGCGGGACCUGCGUGUGAGCGAGCGGGGCCACGGCUCCCUGCGGCUCAGCUGGACCCCCCCACCGGGCACCGUGACGGGGUAUCUGCUCCACGUGCAGCCCCUGCUGCCCUCGGGGCAGCCACAGCCAGCAGAGCAGCGGCAGCUGGCGGUGGGCGGUGACACCGACACGCUGCUGGUGACAGACCUGCGGCCCAGCACCGAGUACGUCCUCACCCUCAGGGCCACCCACGGGGACGCCCUCGGACAACCCGCGGCUGCCACCGGCAAAACCACUCCCAUCCCUCCCGUCACCAACUUCCGGGUGGUGGAAGAAGGACCCUUCAGCCUGAAGGUGGCCUGGACCCCUCCCCCAGGCAAACUGGAGGGCUACAAGAUCUACAUCCCCAGGGCCUCCAGGCCGGGCGUGGCCCACGAGCAGGUCCUGCGGGGCGACGUCUCCUCCCACGUGCUGGCCAACCUGCAGGAGGAUCGGCAGUACAACGUCAUCCUCUACGCCGUGCACCCCCAGGGGCCCAGCCAGCCCGUGGCUGCCCUGGGGAGGACGUUGAAGGUGCUGGCCGUGGAAAAGCUGGUGCUGCAGAACGAAACCACGGACACGCUGCGGGCCACGUGGAGCGCCGUGCGGGGAGCCACGGGAUACCGGCUCACCUGGACAUCUGCAGAGGGCACCAUCCAGGACGUGACCCUGAGCAGCAGCUACAGCCACUACCUGAUCCAGGGGCUGCAUCCCGGCGUGGAAUACACGGUCACCAUCAACCCCAUCUUCGGGAAUGUCGAGGGGCCCGUGCUGAGCGGGAAAGCCACGACAGUGGCCUCGAGCACUGUGCAGGUGCUGAAAGUGAGUGAGGUUUCCAUCAACAGCCUCCUGGUCUCCUGGGAUCCAGUUGCCGGAGCCACCGGUUACAGAGUGGCUUGGGGUCCUACACCAGAGUUCCUCGGCAAGGCCCGUCCCCGCCACGUGUCCCUGGGCCGGCGGGUGACGUGGCAGCGUCUCCGUGCGCUGGCGCCCGGCAGCGAUUACGUCAUCUCCGUGUCCGUGCUCUUCGGAGCCGCCGAGGGCCCCGCCGUCACCACCUCGGCCAGGACCGCUCCCCUCGGCUCCGUCCCCGAUUUCAGGGUGACGUCACACACCAGCACCAGCCUGUCCUUGGCCUGGAGUGCCACCACAGCUGCCACCAAAUUCCGACUCACCUGGAGCCCCCUGGGAGCAGGAAAAGGAAAGCAGAUUGCCAAGAGCCAGCUCCUGGGCAGCAGAACGUUGGCCCAUCGGAUCGACCGCUUGGAACCCGACACGCCCUACAGGCUCGGAAUUCGGGCUGUUUUUGGCCGGACUGAGGGGCCAGAGGUGACCCUGACUCACCACACAGCGUCUCCUGCAGAUCCCAAGCCCAGCCAGCCCGUCCAGGACCUGAGGGUCACUGCCACUGCUGGGAACACUUUGGAGCUCUCCUGGAAGAGGCUUCCCGGGAUAACUCACUAUAAGAUCUCCUGGGGCCCAUCCAGGGGUGGCUUGGAAAGCUCCCAGCUGGUUGGGGCAGAGGCAGAUUCCUUCACCAUCCCCAGGCUGAGGGAAGGCACCUCCUACACCAUCCACGUGUCUGGAAUGGUCAGAGGGCAGGAGGGACCCCCCGUGGUGCUGACAGCCCGAACCUUGGAUUUCCCCAAAAUCUCCGAGUUCACAGUGCAGGAGGCCACGGCCACCACUGUCCUGCUGUCCUGGGGGGCUGUUCCUGGAGCAUCCACCUACAAAUUGACGUGGCAGUUGACCUCAGCUCCUGCUGUUUCCCAGGAGGUGCUCCCGGCAGCUUCCAGCUCGUUCCGGGUGUCAGGACUGAGCGCCGGGAGAACGUAUCAAUUCUCCAUCAAACCCAUCUUUGGGGACGUGGAGGGACCAGAGACAACUCUGCUGGGGCAAACAGUGGCACCUCCUGGAGAGUCACCGAGCGCUCCUACAGGGCUGGCUAUGAGGAGGACCCUCCCCACACCUCCCAGCAGCGUGGGGGUCACUCCUCUCCCAGUGGGCACCACCACAAAGCCCCCACCGAGCCCGGAGGUCCCCUCGGCCACCAGCGCCGUGUCCCCUCCACCGACCACUCCCCCCGGGCCUGUCUGUGGGAAGCUCAGAGCAGACAUCGCGUUCCUGGUGGACGAGUCCUCGAGUAUAGGCCAGAGCAACUUCAACAAGGUGAAGGAUUUCCUGUUCCGGAUCGUCUCCUACUUCCCAAAGAUUGGCCCUGAGGGGACACAGGUGGCUGUUGCCCAGUUCAGCGAGGAGCCCCGGGCAGUUUUCCACUUCCACCAGCACCGGGACCGCAACGGCGCCCUGAGGGCCAUCAGAGGGCUGAGCUACAGCGGAGGCAACACCAGAACAGGUCGGGCCAUCUCCUUCGUGCUGAAGGAGCUUUUCCAGCCCUCCAGAGGGAUGAGGCCCCAUCUCCCUCGGCUGCUGCUGCUGCUGACGGAUGGACCCUCCCAGGACGACGUGGGGCCACCAGCCAGGGCAGCCCAUGCUUUGGGGAUCCCCAUCCUGUCAGUGGGGGUGUCUGGGGCUGACCCCCUGCAGCUCAGCAGGAUCUCCCCACGGCAGAACCUCCAGUUCUACGUCAGCACCUUCGAGGACCUUCCCCAGCUCCUGCAGGAGCUCAUCGAGGCCCUUUGCUCUGCCCCUGCCCAGGUUGCCAAAAACGAGGCCACCCAGCCCUUUGGCGACACAGAGAUGGAGCCACAAGGCCCUGAUCCAUCCCCAGCCCAACCACAGGUCCAAGAAGAACAGAAGCCUUGUGGUCCCUGGUGUUCCAAGAGCUCUGGGACUUCAGCAGCUCCCAGAGGGUGGGACCCAAACAGCUCCCCCACCAAGGGUGAGAAAGGCGAGAGGGGGCUCCCUGGGAAGGAUGGAAUUCCGGGGCUGCCGGGCCGGCCAGGCCGGGCGGGUCCUCCUGGUCCUCCUGGACUCACGGGUCUCCCUGGCAUCCAAGGGGAUGUUGGACCUCCCGGCUCUCCAGGACCAGCAGGGCCAAAAGGAGACAGAGGAGAGCCAGGAUAUGUCCUGGGAGGAGUGGAGGUGAUUCCUGGCCGGAAUGGGCAGCCUGGCCCUGCUGGCCCCAAAGGGCAGCCAGGGGUUCCUGGGGCAGCAGGACCACCGGGAUCGCCGGGACCACCGGGAAUCUCCAUCAAGGGGGAACCAGGGGAUCCAGGCACCAGGGGCCCUCGUGGGAGGAGCGGCCUCAAGGGGGACAGAGGAGCUCCAGGAGAGCCGGGAGCGGCAGGAACUGGAAUUCCGGGUCCCAAGGGGGAAGAAGGAGAGCAGGGCGCGACGGGACCUCCGGGAGCGCCAGGACCAAAGGGAAUUCCGGGAGCUCCGGGGCAGAAGGGAGAGCAAGUUUUGGGACCUCCAGGCAAGAAAGGCGUCAAGGGAGACUCCGGAGCAGCCGGAGCGCCGGGAGAGCCGGGAAUGCCGGGAAUGCCGGGCCACAAAGGGGACAAGGGAAGUCCAGGAUUCGGCAUUCCUGGUCAGCCGGGGCCGAAGGGAGACACGGGAGACAGGGGAAAUGUGGGUUUGUCUGGAAAACCCGGGCAGAAGGGGGACGCUGGGCCCAAGGGAGAGAAAGGGGAGCCGGGAGCGCCCGGGAAAGCGGGAGAGGCCGGACUGAGGGGCAAAGAUGGAGAAGCUGGAAAACCAGGAGUGAGGGGAAUCAGGGGCCCUCCUGGAUUCCCGGGACGAGCUGGAGAGCGAGGGAUGAAAGGAGAUCCAGGACAACCUGGAAAGGAUGGGGAUCGUGGGAAUGACGGAUCAAGAGGUGAAAGAGGCCCCCCAGGCCCCAAGGGAGAACCUGGACCACCAGGCAGAGGAGUGGAAAUGAAGGACCUGGAGAGGCUCUUGGAAGGCCACGGGAUCAAGCUGGCCCUGUUGAGGGAACUGUGCCAGGAGCUCCAGCGGCGCGGCCUGGCCGGGCUGGGGUGGCAGCCGGGGACGAGUCACAGCUCUGGGGACAAUCAUGUGGAUCUCCCGGUGCUGGAUCCUUCUCCUGGUGUCCUGGCCAGCCCUGAGGGGACAGGAGAAGGCCAGAGCCUGGAGCUGGAGUCUCUGGAAUCACCAGGAUCUGGAGGACUCCCCAGGGGCUCGGCUGUGCUCCCGACAUUCCCGGAGGAGGAGCUGCCAGGAAACCACUCCAUGGAGAUUCCUGAGGACUGGGAGGAGCCACAGCUGGACACCAACCAGGGAGAAAUGGGAGCUCCUGGAAUGCGGGGAGACAAAGGAGAGAAGGGCCAGCCUGGAGAGGUGGGAGAAGCCGGAUUGAAGGGCUCCAGAGGGGACCGAGGGGAAGGAGGUCGGAAGGGAGAACCAGGAAUUGGGUUCAGAGGUCCUGUAGGUCAGGCUGGACCACCUGGAUUUAAGGGCGAGCCGGGAGCGCCGGGACACCCAGGAGCUCAGGGCAUCCAGGGCAUCCGUGGCACCGUCGGAAUUCCCGGAUCCCAGGGGGACAGGGGGGCUCCAGGAUUGCCUGGAAUGCCGGGACAGAAGGGGGAACGUGGCAGGAGAGGCCGGACCGGAGCCACGGGGCCCGUGGGAGCGUCUGGAGCGCCGGGAAAAGAGGGAGGGAAAGGAGACGCUGGAUCCAAGGGAAUGAUGGGACCCUUUGGAGCCAGAGGACCCGUGGGACAGAAGGGAGAACCGGGGGAGCCGAGUUCGCCGGGCCCUGCCGGGGCAGCAGGUCUGGAUGGGAAGGAUGGGAACAAGGGAGCCAAAGGUGACAGAGGCCUCCAGGGGCUGAUGGGGAAGCCGGGAUGGAAAGGUGAUCGUGGGACCACCGGAGACCCCGGGCAGAAAGGAGCAAAGGGAUUCCAAGGAUUCCCGGGGCGCGCCGGCGCUCCUGGAGCCAAAGGCACCAAGGGAGAAAUGGGAAGUCCUGGAAAACGGGGGAUCCCGGGAUCCGACGGACAGCACGGACCGAAGGGGGAUCAGGGAGCAGCAGGGAAGGAUGGAGCCUCGGGAAUUCCUGGGGAGAAAGGAGAGAAGGGAGCCAAAGGAGUUCCUGGGCUGGGAGGCUUCAAGGGGCAGAUGGGAUGGCCUGGGAAGGCUGGAAUGGCCGGAGCAGAUGGACCUCGAGGGCCCCAGGGAGAGCCGGGACCGCAGGGUCCUCCAGGGAAAAGAGGGAAGUGCCAGCUCUGCCUCAGGGGCCCCCCAGGCACGGAGGGACCGAAAGGAGCCACGGGUGAAAACGGCCCGGCCGGAAGGAAAGGAGAGAAGGGACAUCCCGGGCUCUCGGAGGAAGAGGUGAGGGAGGUGGUGAGGAGCGAGCUGAGAGGCAGAUGUGAUGGUGGAGCUGAGAUGGGAAUGGUGCUCCUGGAAAAGGGUAAGGCUGCUGAAAUCCAUGGGAAUGCACAGGAAUUCAGAUCACCCACCUCCUGCCUGCAGCCCAUGGAUGAGGGACCCUGCCAGGAUUAUUCCCUGCUCUGGUACUUCCACCCCGGGGCCAAAACCUGCCGGCCCUUCGUUUUUGGGGGGUGCGGCGGGAACGGGAACCGCUUCCCAUCCCGGCGGGAAUGCGAGAGGAGCUGCGGAGCCCCGGCAGAGGCUGAGGAUACAAAGGAUCCCUGGGAACAGGAGCCGCUCCAAGGAACCCGCGGGGAAUUCCCAGCCUCCUGCCUGCAGCCCAUGGAUGAGGGACCCUGCCAGGAUUAUUCCCUGCUCUGGUACUUCCACCCCGAGGCCAAAACCUGCCGGCCCUUCGUUUUUGGGGGGUGCGGCGGGAACGGGAACCGCUUCCCAUCCCGGCGGGAAUGCGAGAGGAGCUGCGGAGCCCCGGCAGAUCCUGACAAAGGAUACAGUGGAAAUGGUCUCUCGAAGCACCCAAAAGCCAGGGAAAUCACUGAGUUACAGAAGAACUGGAACAUUGAAAAUAAACCCCACAUCUGCAACUCGGUGUGCUGA